AUGAAUAUUCAUGAGACACUAGCGAGGCGAGUGUCAGACCUAGCCGUAGUGCGCAUGCGCCUAGAACAAACGUCCGCGCGGCUUCCGAAAGCGCGCACACAGAGAGGCGAGAGAGCGAGAGAGAGAGAGAGAGAGAGAGAGCAACAAGCCAGCGCCAAGAUGGCGGAUCUGGGCAAGAAGUACUGCGUGAACUGCCUGACGGACGUUACGAACCUGCGUCUGCGCUGCACCGACUGCCCAGACAUCGAGCUGUGUCCCGAGUGUUUCUCCGCCGGGGCGGAAAUCGGUAAUCACCGGAGAUGGCACGGUUAUCAGCAAGUGGACGGCGGCCGUUUCACUCUCUGGGGUCCCGAGGCUGAGGGAGGUUGGACCAGCAGGGAAGAGCAAUCGCUGCUCGAUGCCAUCGAACAGUAUGGGUUCGGCAACUGGGAGGACAUGGCAGCCCAUGUGGGUGCCUCUCGCACACCUCAGGAGGUGAUGGAGCACUACGUGACUAUGUACAUCCACGGUAACCUGGGGAAGGCGUGUAUCCCCGAGCUGAUCCCGAACCGUGUGACGGACCACACAUGCCCGGGCGGGGCGCCUCUCUCCCCGAGCCUCACUGCACCCCCACCGCCGCUGGAGCUCACGCCGGCUGAACAGCAGCAGCUCGGCUACAUGCCGCUUCGCGACGACUACGAGAUGGAAUACGAACAGGAGGCGGAGUUGCUCGUCAGCGGCUUGUCUGUAAACUACGACGACGAGGACGUGGAACUUGAGAUGAAGCGCGCGCACGUCGAUAUGUACGUACGAAAGCUGCGCGAGCGACAGCGCCGGAAAGAUGUCGCCCGUGACUAUAACCUCGUAAAUGCCUUUCUUGGUCGCGAAAAGAAAGACAAAGGUAGCGGAGGUGCUGGUACCACUUUGGCCCCGCCCAUUGUGGGUUCGACAUCAUCGGGUUCCGGGAAGCGCAAAAUCACGAAGGAGGAGCGUGAGCAGCGGACAAAAUUGCGUGCGCUCUGUCAGUUUAUGGCGUUCCGAGAAUUCGAGGACUUCUUUGACAACAUGCACAAGGAGCGAGUGCUACGUGCCAAAGUGCGUGAACUCCAGCGUUACCGACGCAACGGCAUCACGCGUCUCGACGAGUCAGCCGAAUACGAGGCAGCGCGGCACAAGCGCGAGAAACGGAAAGAAAACAAGAGCUCCAAGAGAGGCAGCGGAAGUGGUGGUGGAGCUGGGAUUGGAAUCGGAGGCGGAGCUAACUCAGGAAGUGGAGCCAAUGCCGGGGGCGGAGCCGGCACCAUCAAAGAGGAAGGAAAAGAUGGUGAAUUCUCAGCCAUCGAGCACUUACCGGGCUUCGAGCUGCUUUCUGAUCGCGAGAAAGUGCUGUGCAACUCGCUGAACUUGAGUCCGACUCGGUAUUUGACGGUGAAAACGAUCAUAAUUAAAGAUCAUUUGCAGAAACGGCAAGGCGUCCCCGCCAAGAGCCGCUUACCAGGCUACCUGGACAAAAUGCUGAAAAGACGCAUCCUGAACUUCCUCACGGAGAGUGGCUGGAUAUCGCGAGAUGCCGCGUAACGUUCCGCGCUUCUUUUCUAGUGUUUUCUAAGAACACGGGACUCCGAAUCCCAAUCCCGGUUCUGUUCAUAGGAAUGUAAAUGUGGCAAAAGGAAAAACCUUGACUACAAUUUUGAUAAGGUUUCAAAGGAAUAAAUCUGUAUAUACAUAUGUA
Ictalurus punctatus (channel catfish) is the source of this 1711-nucleotide messenger RNA. RefSeq names its product transcriptional adaptor 2B (gene tada2b). The transcript has 2 exons. Gene Ontology annotation, cellular component: SAGA-type complex; nucleus. NCBI's taxonomy places the organism in Eukaryota, Metazoa, Chordata, Actinopteri, Siluriformes, Ictaluridae. The record is from RefSeq and is a predicted model, not a curated record. Gene Ontology annotation, biological process: chromatin remodeling; regulation of transcription by RNA polymerase II. Gene Ontology annotation, molecular function: zinc ion binding; transcription coactivator activity; chromatin binding. The coding region runs from base 1 to 1557 and encodes 518 amino acids.